AUGCCGCCAAAGAAAGGAUCCCAUUCCAGCGACGAAGCCACGACCAUCUACGACUACCUGGUACGUAGCAAUCGGCCAUACAGCGCCAAUGACAUUUCGAGCCAGCUCCAUGGCCUGGUGUCACCGGCCGGUGCCAAAAAGAUCCUGAACGAGCUGGCCGAUGACAACAGAAUCCAGCGGAAAGUAAACGGCAAGCAGCUGGUAUUCUUCGCCAUCCAGACCGAUAUUGACGUGCCCAGUGUCGAGGAAGCCGAAGAAGAGCAAGAGCAGAUCCGGCAGCUUGAGGAGCAGCUCGCCGAGCGCAAGGAGCACAGCAAGGCGUUGGGCGGCAAGCUCCACGCCCUCAACAAUGCGCUAACCGACGAUCAGAUGCGCGAGCGCAUUGCGCAAUUGACACAGGAGGCGAUCGAAAACGAGCGCCGGCUGGAGAGUCUGCGCAAAGGCGAGGUGAUUUCGCCCGAAGAGAAGGAAAAGAUCGAAAAGGCACACGCAAACAUGGUCAAGCACUGGGCCAAGCGCAAGCGCUUGUUCAAGAACAUCGAGAACACCAUCGCUGAGGGGUACCCGGGCAAGAUGAAGGAUCUAUUUGCUGAGCUUGGCAUCGAGACCGACGAGGAUGUGGGCGCUGACGUGAACAUCCUCAGAGCGUAA
This is a messenger RNA of Linderina pennispora, 651 nucleotides long. Its product is annotated as TBPIP-domain-containing protein. Gene Ontology annotation, molecular function: double-stranded DNA binding; recombinase activator activity. The record is from RefSeq and is a predicted model, not a curated record. Gene Ontology annotation, cellular component: DNA recombinase auxiliary factor complex; condensed nuclear chromosome. Gene Ontology annotation, biological process: homologous chromosome pairing at meiosis; meiotic joint molecule formation; meiotic strand invasion involved in reciprocal meiotic recombination. The coding region runs from base 1 to 651 and encodes 216 amino acids. The transcript has a single exon. NCBI's taxonomy places the organism in Eukaryota, Fungi, Kickxellomycota, Kickxellomycetes, Kickxellales, Kickxellaceae.